Molecule: messenger RNA, 2305 nt
Organism: Stegodyphus dumicola
Lineage: Eukaryota; Metazoa; Arthropoda; Arachnida; Araneae; Eresidae
Product: tripartite motif-containing protein 2-like
Biological process (GO): proteasome-mediated ubiquitin-dependent protein catabolic process; protein polyubiquitination
Molecular function (GO): zinc ion binding; ubiquitin protein ligase activity; protein binding
Source: RefSeq, a predicted model, not a curated record
GCAAUUCUUGGUGAAGUGCGACGGCGACAGCACGGGUUCCAACAGCGUGGUGCAAUUGUUUGUUUUCGGAUAUCCGAAUGGGGAUACAAAGCGAAUUUCUCGAGAAAUGUGAAAAUAUAUAUUACCUGUGAUAAUACUGCUUAUGGUGCUCGGAUAAGAUAUGAACGUCUCAGGAACCGAUGCAGAUGAGGCAUUUUAUGAGAUGGACAGGACGAGCCUGGAAGAUGGAUUGGAGGUUGACCAAAAUACAGAAGAAGACCAAGAAGCUCCGGUUUAUACUGAGACUGCUACAGAUGUUAUGUCCGGCGUGACAUCACCUGCAGUCAGGCAGAUCUCCUCCCAGUUCCUCAAGUGCGGAGUUUGUCUGGACAGAUACGAGAAUCCAAAAGUCCUGCCUUGCCUGCACACAUUCUGUGAACGCUGCCUGGUGACGUCUAUGCCAGCAGAGAGCCUGACAUUGUCUUGCCCGCUUUGUCGCCAACAGUCCAUUCUUCCGAAGCAAGGCAUACCGGCUCUGCAGACCAACUUCAUCAUCAGUAGCCUCAUGGAGGUGUUGGACCAUCCUUCUUUGUGCCAAAGGUGCGAGCAGCAGCCAUCUGUUGCCAAAUGUUCCGUCUGCGAGGGCUUUUUCUGCGAUGUAUGUUCGAAGCGCCACCAGUCUCAGGAUGAGACGAAGUCACAUCGUCUUCUGUCCCUCAGCGAGCUGGCCCUCCAAGAGGAAAAGCAGGGAGCUCUUAUGUGUCCCAAACACGACGCACAGACGCUGCGUUUCUAUUGCAGAGACUGCGAGACGGCCAUCUGCGUCACGUGCACCGACAUAGAACACAGUGGCCACCUGACGACGCGCCUGAAAGAGGCCAUGGUAGAGCAAAAAGGAUUACUAAAUGAUCUUUUGGACAGGGUGGAGGCCAAGAUCCCUGUCGUGGAGAAGGCACUGGGACUGGUUUCAGACGUCGCCAACAGCCUGGAAGACCGCCACGAAGCCGCAACUGCGCAAGUUGAACACUGUUUCAAGCUACUUUCAGAUGCCGUGCACCUGAGACGCGGCCAGAUUUUGGAAAGUCUCGACGAAACAUAUGCUGCCAAACGACACGUCUUGGACCAACAGAAGAAUCUGUUGCAGUAUUGCUUAGGAACUCUAAAUUCCAGUUGCGAAUUCACCAAGAAAGCACUGAAGCAUCAGGACGACACGGAGUUUCUAUUAGUCAACAAGCAGAUGGCGGACAGACUUCGAGAAUUCGCCGUCAUGCACAUCCAGAACAUGCCGGAAGAAAACGAAUAUCUCGAAUUUUUGGACGAGAAUGCCGCCGACGCGCGAAGGGCCAUACAGAUGUGCGGCGGAAUUCGAACCUCUCACGCGGUUGCCAUGGAAACGACGGCCACCGGUGAGGGUACCAAACAGUGCACUGUGGAUAAACCAGCCCUGGUGAACUUGACGACAAAGGAUGGUAGAGGAGAGAUUGUGACUUCGGGAACUGUAGACUUCAAAGUGGAAAUAACUUCCAGCGAUCACAUUGCCCCAUGGACCAUCAAACCUGAGAUGACAGACCAAAAAAACGGUAGCUACGAUCUGGUUUACAGUGUUCCAAAAGAAGGAGUGUACACGUUAUCGAUCAAACUGUUUGGUUUCCAUAUCAAAGGAAGUCCGUUUAUAGUGAAGGCGUUUGCAGAAGAAGAAAGUUCGUCCAGCGACCGGCCAGUGAGUUCCAAAAUACCUCGAACAACAGGCCUGAGGCAACGAGGUAACAAAAGGCCUCCAAGCUAUAGAUCCGGGAGCUCCAACCGCUGGAGCAUACCCAUGGAAGACGAGUUUGAUCUGGUAAUGAGGGUCGGAAAGAAAGGUAGGAACAAGGGUGAGUUUGCCAAUCCUCAGGGUGUGUGCUGUACCCAGGAAGGAAAGAUAGUAGUCGCUGACAGCAACAACCAAGUCGUGCAAGUGUUUUCGACGCUGGGCGAGUUCAAGAUGAGGUUUGGGAUUAGGGGCCGGGGUCCUGGACAAUUGCAACGGCCCACCGGAGUCGCGGUUACGACUACGGGUAAUUUCGUAGUCGCCGACUACGAAAACAAAGCUGUGUUCCUAUACGAUUCCAAAGGAAAAUUCCUCAACAGAAUAGGCCACGGCAAGAUGUUGGGGCCUAAAGGAGUGGCAGUGGACAGAAAUGGACACCUUAUUGUUGUAGACAACAAAGGCAGCUGUGUUCUUAUCUUCCAAGAAAAUGGAAAAUUGCUUCACAGGUUAGUUUUUUUUUUUUUUUUUUUCUGUUUACAAAUACUAAAACUGUACUGUUAAUGAGUUUACAUUCUA